GUUCGAAAGAGCUGCCGUGAAGAGAGGCGGCCGCGGCCGGGAUGGAGCUGCUGGGAGGAGCGGCGGAUGCAUCCGCCGGCUUGGGGGAGGAAGCGGCGGCCCUCGACGGUUCUUUCGAGGGGGCGGCUGCAGAAGCGGCGCCAGCCCGCAGGCUUGUGAGCCGGGAUGGGGCGACCCCGGACUUGGUCACGCUCUUUCGAGUAAGGGAACAAAUAAAACAACAUCUUAUGGAAUACAAUACAGCAAUUAAUGCAAGUGAAGAAAGCUUUCCAGAUCAAGUUAUAGAUGAAAAGGUAGUUGAGAGCUCAGUUGAAGAUUUGGAAAGAGAAAUGGAAGAGGUGAAGAUUUCAUACCAAAACAAAACACUGGCAUUGCAGAGGAUUCAAGUAACUGAAGCCCUCCGAGCCAAACUGAAGAAUGAUGAUGCUGAUGCCAAGUUGAUCUGGGACACCAUAAAGCACAUCAUGUUGCUGAGUACUGCCAUACUUAAAUCUCAGCAGAAAUCUCGUGAAUUGGAAGAAAAACUGAACAAGGUUAAACAGAGCAGACUAGCGCUAAAGAGAGCUGGGGAAUGUGCACUGGCACGAAUACAUGAAAAGAAGAGAAAACAGAAAGAGGAAUUAGAAAAUAUGCAAGUGGGAGAAAUGUUAACAAAGGCUAAUAGAAAUCUGCAACAGGAAAUUAAGAUGACUACACUGAUUCAAAAUAUUUUUCAGAAUCUUAUUAUUGGAAGUGGAGUCAACUGGGCAGAGGAUCCAGAUUUGAAGGCAAUUGUUCUGCAACUGGAGAAAAACGUGGCUGGAAUCUGAAGAAGCAGUACUACCAAUACUGUGUUUUGUGUAUUUUGUGUACUAGCAAUUGAACAAACUGUUAUAACAAAUCAGACAUUCUCCAACAGACUUUUGUGCCACUUUGUACUGAUGUAUACUUCAGGACUUUUAAAAAAGGAAGUUGUUUCUGUAAUGUCUGGUUAAAUUUUAGCUGACUAGAUUUAUGACCUAUAAAUUGUAUAAACUAUUGCAAAUGUCCACGGGGUGUUAGGAGUAGAGAAUGUUGUGAUUUCAGCCUUGUCUUCUUCUCUCCUGCUUUUCUAACUACUGGAAAGAGGCACCUUUUAGGCUUUUAUUAGGGCAAAGUCAGAACAGUACUUUUGCUGGAUUUUUUCUUCACUUCCUGCCAGAAAGGCAAAGUUUCAUAGAGGAGGGUUAUGGUGGUGGUUGCUUUGGCAAUUUGGCCAUCACUAUCAAUUAUUAUUCAUAAACACAUCUUUUAUGCACAAUUUAUUUCAAACUAGCAGUGUAAGAAACAGUUCAGUGUUUUGAUAAAACUUUGAUUAUAAUCAAUCUACCUUCAAUUGCUUUAGAAAUCCAUGUUCAGUAAUAUUGGACUUGCAUUUCAUUAUUCUGUGUAGAACUUGCUAUAAGUUAAAUUUCUAUUAUCAUUCAUCUUUGUGAAUAGAUGUAGGAGAAGAAAGUGAAUUUAGCAACAAGGCAUACAUAGCUUGAGUUCAUUUAUUGAUGUUAGUGUAAUUCACAUCCUUGGUCCUCUAA
This is a messenger RNA of Eublepharis macularius, 1550 nucleotides long. It is a transcript of the gene CENPH, whose product is annotated as centromere protein H. The coding region runs from base 42 to 809 and encodes 255 amino acids. Gene Ontology annotation, molecular function: kinetochore binding. Gene Ontology annotation, cellular component: nucleus; kinetochore. Gene Ontology annotation, biological process: kinetochore assembly; mitotic spindle organization; chromosome segregation. NCBI's taxonomy places the organism in Eukaryota, Metazoa, Chordata, Lepidosauria, Squamata, Eublepharidae. The record is from RefSeq and is a predicted model, not a curated record. The transcript has 9 exons.